AUGGAGAAACUGGAUCGAAUUAUCGGUGGAAUGGAAAGGGACUUCAUUGAUUUAACUAGAGAACCCAGACCAAGGGCCAAGGACCGCAACGGACACUGUGUGAUCGAUCUCACCACCGGCGAGGAAGAAAGUAGACCCAUUGCCACCCUCGAUCUGACUUCGGACCCUGUUGCUCCCUCCCAGAAGGAGCCAGAUAGCCUUCAGACAUGCUCCAGCAAAGAGGUGACAGAAAGCCAGGUGGACAGAAGUUCUCGGCCUCCAACCCGGAGAGUGAUGAACAGCACCCCGCUGCGCUUGGACACGGAGGGAAGCAUCUAUGAAGGAGCGAUCCGGCAGGACUCGACGUACCCGGGGCAGCCGAAUGGCGGCUCAACCACGUUCCGAAGUGAUCUCAGCUUCUUGGCCAACCUACAGCUGUCUUCGUUCUCCCCCAUAAGCAAUAGCAACAGUAACAAUGAGAGGGCGCCCUUACCAUGCACGCAGCGGGAUGUGCCUUGUCCACUACCAGCCCUGCCGUGCCCCCUGCGAACCUCCCCGUGCCCCCCACAAGCCUGCGCCUAUCCCCCCCGGCCCUCCUCGUGUCCCCCUCGAGCCUUGUCCUGCCCAUCAGAGACCAUGCUGGGCCAAACUCUGGCUCUGUCUCACGCUCCGCAGAACCUGCCCUGCGCCCUGCAGAAGGUACCUGGCCCCCCCCAGAAGGUACCACCCUCCCCCCAGAAUGUCCCCCGCUCCCCGCCGAACAUUAUUUCUCACCCACCCCAAGAUUUGUCCUGGCCUCCACACCCCCCGAGCACACCGCAAGACUGUCCGCACACGCCACCAUGGUCAGGAGACGUGCCCCGCGUACCAGAUGUGCCACUAUCACCAGGAGUUGGAUCACAGCUACCAGGAGCUAUACCACAGCCACCAGCCACCAUCCCACAGCCACCAAGCAACCACACAUCGCCGCCCCCAGCAAACACGUCACGGUCCCUGAGACCUGCGCCACAGUUAGCAGGCCACCUAGCCCGCUCACCACCAGAUCACAGUGAUAUCCUGAGUCGUGACACUCCUAUGGACAUCUCCACCCCCUCCUCUCCCAGCUGCUCCCCCAUGCCGCCAUCUCCACAGCCCGAAGCUCCCUUAGUGAAAGUCCCCUGGCUUCAGGUCACACCGACCGCAGCUACAAAAGACCGAAGACCAUCAGAGCCUACCAACGCCAAGUCUGCGCAGGUGCAACCGCAAGUCCCACAGGGCGGGGCGUUCAACAGGCCCUGCCUACACAGGCUCAAGUACUUCCUGCGCCCUCCCGUCCAUCACCUCUUCUUCCAGACACUAAUCCCCGAUAAAGACACCCGGGAGAGCAAAGGUCAAAAAUUAGAACCCAUCCCUAAUCGAAGACUAAGGAUGGUGGCCAACACCAUUGAAGAAAACUUCCCCCUGGGGACCGUGCAGUUUUUGAUGGAUUUCGUGUCACCGCAGCAUUACCCACCCAGAGACAUCGUGGCGCACAUCAUCCAGAAAAUACUGCUCAGCGGCUCCGAGACCGUGGAUGUCCUCAAAGAAGCCUACAUGCUGCUCAUGAAAAUCCAACAGCUACAUCCAGCCAAUGCCAAAGCAGUGGAAUGGGACUGGAAACUGCUCACCUAUGUCAUGGAAGAAGAGGGUCAGACUCUGCCCGGGAGAGUCCUGUUUCUGCGUUACGUGGUGCAGACCCUGGAAGACGACUUCCAGCAGACGCUGAGGAGACAAAGACAUCACCUGCAACAGUCCAUCGCCAACACCGUGCUCUCCUGCGACAAACAGCCCCACAACGUCAGAGAUGUUAUCAAGUGGCUGGUCAAGGCUGUCACUGAAGAUGGACUCGCUCCGCCCUCCGAGGGGACUCAGACCUCUUCAGGAAGCGGAAUCUCAAAGGCCAGCACCAUCCACCCUUCUUCGCCCCAGACGAAUCUGACCAAGAACACCAACCAGCUGAUCGUGUGCCAGCUUCAGCGGAUGCUAUCUAUCGCCGUGGAGGUCGACAGGACGCCCACCUGCAGCUCCAACAAGAUCGCGGAGAUGAUGUUUGGCUUCGUGCUGGACAUUCCUGAGAGGAGCCAGAGGGAGAUGUUCUUCAGCACCAUGGAAAGUCACCUUCUGCGCUGCAAAGUGCUGGAAAUCAUCUUCCUGCACGGCUGCCAGACACCCACGCGCCUGCCCUUGUCCCUGGCCCAGGCCCUGUAUUUCCUGAACAACUCCACAUCUCUGCUCAAGUGCCAGCAAUCAGAGAAAAGCCAGUGGCAGAUUUGGGACGAGCUGGUUGAACACCUGCAGUUUCUCUUGUCUAGUUACCAACAUGUCUUAAGAGAGCACCUCCGGAGCUCGGUGAUCGACCGCAAGGACUUAAUCAUCAAGAGGAUCAAGCCCAAACCCCAGCAAGGGGACGACAUCACCGUGGUGGAUGUGGAGAAGCAGAUCGAGGCCUUCCGCGGCCGCCUGGUCCAAAUUCUCGGGGAGCCCCUGGUCCCCCAGCUCCAAGACAAAGUGCACUUGUUGAAGCUGCUGCUCUUCUAUGCCGCUGACUUGAACCCCGACACCGAGCCGGGCCCGAAGCGCUGGAGCCAUUCGUGAGGGCCUCCCAAGCAACCGCGCACCAAGAAUACCUCCAAACUCUUCCUCCAAGCACUUAGCGGCUCCCAAGUAUGCACAGUAGUUCCAAACCUAGCGCCACACCUAGACUGUGUAUCUGUAGGUUAGACUAAGCUGGCCAGCUCCCCCUGUAUAUGUUUUUUUUUUUGAUAAUCCUACUCUAACCCUAUUCUCAAAAAGGUGUAUUAAAUAUACAAAGGGUAUCUAUUUUUUAAUAAAUUAUUUAUCUACGCUCUUUUUUGAACUAGGUAAUACUAUAUGCACUACACGUUUGGACAUUUCCAUUCAAAAUGUGAGGAGAGGCCGUGGGCUGGGCAAGCUACGUCAACGUGGCCAUUCCUAAGGACACCUGUUCUGCAUUCCUAAGGACCCCGCUGGUCCCGCAGGGGACCCCCACCCCCCCACUCUCAGACCUUUUGUGUGGCAUCCGUGGGACUGUGCCCAGUGUAUCAAGAUCUCAUGUAACCAGCUGGGGUGGGUGGAAAGAAACUAGUGUGCUAGAAAAACAUGUCAAAAAAGCCACAAUAAAGACAAUAGGUUUUAGAACACAUUUUUUCAUGCUUAGGGUAUGAUGAUUGGUAGGCAGAGGGCUAUUUAUUUUCCCUUGUGUG
Messenger RNA from Dipodomys ordii (Ord's kangaroo rat), 3221 nucleotides. It is a transcript of the gene Simc1, whose product is annotated as SUMO-interacting motifs containing 1. Lineage: Eukaryota; Metazoa; Chordata; Mammalia; Rodentia; Heteromyidae. The record is from RefSeq and is a predicted model, not a curated record. The transcript is spliced from 13 exons. The coding region runs from base 1 to 2592 and encodes 863 amino acids.